Molecule: messenger RNA, 2223 nt
Organism: Puntigrus tetrazona (Sumatra barb)
Lineage: Eukaryota; Metazoa; Chordata; Actinopteri; Cypriniformes; Cyprinidae
Gene: tes
Product: testis derived transcript (3 LIM domains)
Exons: 7
Coding region: 134-1879 (581 amino acids)
Molecular function (GO): zinc ion binding
Source: RefSeq, a predicted model, not a curated record
CGGCGUGAGUAAGUGUGAGGCAGAGGGACAGAGGUGGGAGUUUGUCCCGUUCAACAAAAGUGACCCGUCAGGGAAAGUUGCCGGUGGGAAUAGAGUCAGCGCUGGUUGUCACAUCUAAACAGGCUCGGCAAGAAUGGAGAUCGAGAAAGAAGUUAAAAAGAUAACCCUGGGCCAUGAGAUCGGAGCUGGAGCUGCCUGUCUGAAAUGCAAGGACAAAUGUGAAGGCUUCGAGCUUCACUUCUGGCGAAAGAUUUGUCGAAAUUGCAAGUGUGGCGUUGAGGACCAUGACGUGCUGCUCGAGACUGAGGAGAAUAAGAAGGUGGGGAAGCUUUUUGAGGACACCAAGUACACGGGCCUUAUAGCCAAGCUGAAGAGAGAUGGCAUCCCGUCUUAUAAAGGCAACCAAGUCACCAUCUGCAUCCCUGCCGCCGCCGUCAGCACUGCUACUCCUGUUCCUGCUGCCAGCUUUAUCCCCGGGUCCAGCCAGAUCUCUGUUCCCAACACCCAGCCUGCUUAUUCCCCACCUGCUGCUGGAGUUUACUCUCCUGCUUCCUCUGCAACAGACUCCUCUUCUGCCCCGGGAACAGGCCCCACUUCUGCCCCGGGAACAGGCCCCUCUUCUGCCCCGGGAACAGGCCCCUCUUCUGCCCCGGGAACAGGCCCCUCUUCUGCCCCGGGAACAGGCCCCUCUUCUGCCCCGGGAACAGGCCCCUCUUCUGCCCCGGGAACAGGCCCCUCUUCUGCCCCGGGAACAGGCCGCCCUGCUGCAUCAGGACCAGGCCAUAGUGCUGCCACCACAACUAAAGGCCCUGUUGCUGCCACUACUGUUGUUCCAUCUCCUACCCCAGUGCCUGCCAAAACGAAUGUGGUUAAGUCCGUUACCUAUGAAUGGGCUCCACCUGGGAUCAAUCAAAGCUUGGCUCUGCGAUACAUGGAGCUUCUGCCUCCGGAGCAGCGGCCCAUCGCUGGUACGGCGGGAGCAGAUUACCGCAAGAAACAGAUGGCCAAACAGCUUCCCGACCACGACCAAGACCCCGAGCGCUGCCACGAACUCUCGCCCGGCGAGGUUAAGCAAAUGCAGCAGUACGUCCGCAAGUACAAGGACGAGGCGUUGGGCAUGGGUGACAUCACCCUGCCCGAAGAGAUGGGACAACACGCAGGUAUGGCUGGGGAAAAGGGUCCUCAAGGCCUCGGGGCAGGAGGGAAACCUGGGACUUCAGGAGACAAGGGUGACGCUAUUGCUACAAUGGGGAAAGUUGGCGCCCAGGGGGCUGCUGGGAUGUCACCCGCUGGACCUGCUGGUAACUAUUCAUGUCACCGCUGCCAGCUGCCCAUGAAGAAGGGUGAGCCGGCCGUGUACGCAGAGCGGGCAGGCUACGAUAAACUCUGGCACCCCGCGUGCUUCGUGUGCUGUACCUGCUCCGAGUUACUGGUGGACAUGAUCUAUUUCUGGAAGAAGGGUCAGCUGUACUGUGGCCGUCAUUACGGAGACAGCGAAAAGCCUCGAUGUGCAGGGUGCGAUGAGCUCAUCUUCAGUAAUGAGUACACCCAGGCUGAGGGCCACAAUUGGCACCUGAAGCACUUCUGCUGUUUUGACUGUGACUGUGUGCUGGCUGGAGAGACCUACGUCAUGGAGAAUGAGAAGCCUGUUUGCAAACCCUGCUACAUGAAGAACCACGCUGUGUGUUGUGUGGCCUGUCAGAACCCCAUCGAGCCCGAGGCUCAGCGUGUGUCGUACGGAGAGCACCACUGGCACGCCGAACCCCAGUGCUUCCAGUGCUCCUGCUGCUCCAAGUGCCUUAUGGGCCAGCGCUUCAUGGCCAUGCAGGGCAUGCUGCUGUGCUCCAUGGAGUGCAAGAAGAAGAUCAUGGCCUCCUGAGGGAACAUCUAGGAUUGGUUUUUGGGCCAGUUUCUCCCUAAUGCAGUACACAUAAAUAUAUCCUGCCAUCAUUUUAUUAAGAAAUUAAUGUAUUUGUAUGACUAAUCGUAAUGCUAUUCCAGAUUCUCAUUUUUGGGAAAUAAUAAGCAAUAACUGAAUAAGUGUUAUCAAUGUGAUUUCUUAUUAUUAACAGAUUAGUGUUAAUAAACAGAAGCAAUGAUGUGCUUUUGUUCUUCAGCUACUGAAAAAUAGAUUUUACUCUCAUUUCAUUCUUGUCUAAAAGUGCACUUUAUUUUAGCUUUCACUUUGUAAUCCAAUAAAGGUUUUGCAGUAAUAUGAAUAGA